AUGGUCGCGACAGAGGAGGCUUCGUUAGAAGCGUCGUUUGCGAAUCCGUACUCCGCGUGCGGUUUCAUCGGCGGUAUCAUCUUCUGCGUCUCAAUCCUGCCGCAGCUGGUCAAGACGUACCGUACCAAGUCCGCCAAAGACCUCAGCUAUUUCUGGCAAGCAUGCUACCUGCUGGGUCUGAUCGGAAUCAGCAUUUACGGCGUGGCGUACAAGCUCUGGCCCGUGGCCAUCCCCCUUAUAAUUGAAAUCGUUUUCAUGGUAACCCUUACUGUACUCAAGUACCGCCACUUUUUAUCUGAGUCGACGUGGUGCGCGAGGGGGGGCACGGAAGGGAGGGCGAGGCCCACGGCCAGGAGGGCCAAUGGCCUGGAUGGUCAUGUUGAGUUGCAGGAAGCUGUCGCCCACAAGUCCCCCUGCUUGCUCCCCACCGCCCGCUGCCGUGAUGAGACCGCUGUGAAUGAGAGCGGCACGGUGGAGGGUUGA
Closterium sp. NIES-65 is the source of this 483-nucleotide messenger RNA. The record is from the annotation of a GenBank genome assembly. NCBI's taxonomy places the organism in Eukaryota, Viridiplantae, Streptophyta, Zygnematophyceae, Desmidiales, Closteriaceae.